AUGGACCCCAACUGCUCCUGCGCCACUGGUGACUCCUGCACCUGCGCUGGCUCCUGCAAGUGCGAAGAGUGCAGAUGCACAUCCCGCAAGAAGAGCUGCUACUCCUGUUGUCCUGUGGGCUGUGCCAAGUGUGCCCAGGCCUGUGUCUGCAAAGAGGCAUUGGACAAGUGCAGCUGCUGCGCCUGAUGUCAGGAGACCCUAACCCCAGGUUGAGGUGGACUAACGAGUAUAAACCUGGAUUUU
This is a messenger RNA of Carlito syrichta (Philippine tarsier), 243 nucleotides long. RefSeq names its product metallothionein-2-like. Gene Ontology annotation, molecular function: metal ion binding. The record is from RefSeq and is a predicted model, not a curated record. Lineage: Eukaryota; Metazoa; Chordata; Mammalia; Primates; Tarsiidae. The transcript is spliced from 3 exons. The coding region runs from base 1 to 186 and encodes 61 amino acids.